Messenger RNA from Osmerus eperlanus (European smelt), 3443 nucleotides. RefSeq names its product cytosolic iron-sulfur assembly component 1 (gene ciao1). The transcript has 7 exons. Gene Ontology annotation, cellular component: cytosolic [4Fe-4S] assembly targeting complex. Lineage: Eukaryota; Metazoa; Chordata; Actinopteri; Osmeriformes; Osmeridae. Gene Ontology annotation, biological process: iron-sulfur cluster assembly. The record is from RefSeq and is a predicted model, not a curated record. Bases 282 to 1295 code for a protein of 337 amino acids. Gene Ontology annotation, molecular function: protein binding.
CAUUUGAACCGAAACGAGUAGAAGAAGAAUCGAAGCAGGAAGUUGUGAAUCCAGCGUUUACAGAAGUUACUAGUUAUGUACUAACGUUUGGGAGUAACAACACUUCUUAAUCUUGAUUAUUAAUCAUUAUUAGAAAUAACAGUUGCACUAUUCGUGUCGUUAUGAUUGCAUAGUUAUCAAGUUGAACGUAACUUAUUGUACCUUUAUUUGCAGCAUAUUUUGCCUGGCUUGCUAUCAGUUCUGGCUUUGUCUAACUAGCUAGCCAGCAUUUUAAGACAGAUAUGAAAGAUACAUUAUCCCUAAUUCACAAAUUCAACGCCCAUCCGGAUUCGCGCUGUUGGUAUGUUGCAUGGAAUCCGAAGGGCACUUUGCUAGCCUCUUGCGGUGGUGACCGGGCCAUACGAAUUUGGGGGAAAGAAGGCGACUCCUGGGAAUGCAAGACGGUGCUUCAGGAUGGACACCAGCGCACAGUCAGAAAGGUGGCUUGGUCGCCCUGUGGUAACUACCUUGCCUCCGCCAGCUUCGACGCAACCACCUGCAUCUGGAAGAAGAAAAAUGACGAUUUCGAGUGCUUGACUGUGUUGGAGGGGCACGAGAACGAGGUCAAGUGUGUGGCCUGGGCUCCAUCUGGGAACCUGUUGGCCACGUGCAGCAGAGACAAGAGUGUCUGGAUCUGGGAAGUGGAUGAGGAGGAUGAAUAUGAGUGUGUCAGUGUGGUGAACUCCCACACUCAGGAUGUCAAGCAUGUGGUCUGGCACCCUAACCGGGAGCUCCUGGCGUCCUGUAGCUAUGACAACACCGUGUGCAUCCACAAGGAGGAGGAUGACGACUGGGAGUGCUCGGCCACCCUGGAGGGUCACACCUCCACUGUGUGGAGUCUGACCUUUGACCCCAGUGGUCAGAGGCUGGCCUCGUGCAGCGAUGACCGCACCGUGAAGAUCUGGAAGGAGAGUCCGCCAGGGGAGGGGCAAGGAGAUGGCAGUACGAGUGCGGGCUCCUCGUGGAAGUGUGUCUGCACCCUGUCGGGGUUCCAUGCACGAGCCGUGUAUGAUGUUGCAUGGUGUCCGCUGACGGCCGCCCUGGCGACUGCCUGCGGUGACGAUGGCGUGCGCGUGUUCAAGGAGGAAGUGACAUCAGACCCGGAGCAGCCUGAGUUCUCCCUGUCGGCCCACGUAGCCCGGGCCCACAACCAGGAUGUCAACUGUGUGACCUGGCACCCCAAGGAGCCCGGCCUGCUGGUAUCCUGCAGCGACAACGGAGAGAUAGCCAUGUGGAGAUACCAGGCCGAGGCCUGAGACCUGCACUGGAACGCACCUGCCAGGGCAAGGGUGGGACAGUACAGGAUUGACCCAUUUUCCGUUUAAAUAUGCCUUCAGAAGUGAGGCUGAGUGUUGUCCCUGUUGUGACUUACCUGCACUGUUGAGUCUAGGUGAGGAUAUAACCAUUUAAGCCAACUGAUCAUGGGAAAUGUAGUCUGGGAAAUGAAGUCUUUGGGUUCCUGCCUCCUAUGUCUGAUUUUCUAUUUAAAGUAAUUUGAUCCCAUGAUUGGCCUUGUGUACAUUUCAUAGUUCGUGAACUAAUAUCAAUUUAGUACAUCGAAAGGUUUGUCCCAAAUACAGUAGUAUGUACUAAGCCCACUUAAAAGAUACAUUUUCAAAAUGUUCAUGUGUUAUUAGUGGCACAAGCUCUAGUGGCUGACCUUCUCUGCUGUCUCCUGGGUGACUGUUGGGAGAGUCAUGAUAUUGGGGCACUGGUAGCUCACUGGUUAAGGAUACCAUGUAAGUGAAAAGCCUAAAAUUAAAAAAAUGUUUUAAUGAACACCAAGAUUUACUUCACUUUUUAUUUUAAUAGAGCAGAAGGGAUGGAUCUUCCAUAUGGGGUACCUAGCAAGAUUUGAACCUUGCUUGCCAGUAUGAGGCUUGAGCCUGCACGAUGCAAGUACUUAUCCAGUAGGCCAGAAGGGAUUCUGUUAGCUUUCUGCAGAAUUUAUACACAUCUUUGAAGGAAAGGAUGUAUCUUUUCAAAGAUAGAUUUGAAACAUCUUUGUAUUUUGACAGGGUGUUGGUGGCUCACUGGUAAGGUGUGUGCCUUGUGAUCUGGGACCUUGCUGGGAACAGGGGUUCAAGUCUCACUGGUCUGUCUUCUCUAGAUUGUCCCAAGCAAAUCAGAACUUAUAUAUUUAAAUGUAUCUGUAAAAGAAGCACUUAACUUUAAAAUGUAUAAAUCAAACUUGACUUAUAAAUAAUAUAUAUAUUUUUUUAAACUUAUAAAAGGUGAAUUUCUUUUUAGACUCUUGGUUGAGCCUUUCCUGGUGAGACAGUUGGAUACCUGGAAAGACAGUUGGGAGAGGGGAUCUGGACAGUCGGGGAGUGCGCUGCGGUUACAGGGACGUGUUUGACACUGUGCUCUGUGCUGGAUUUGAACCCAGGUUGUUGAGGUGUAGGCUUUAUUCUCAACCCACUACACCACGGGGUCCCCCUCUUAAAUACUUGUAAAUAACAUAUAUAUUACUUAACUAAUAUCAGUUAAAUUAAUGAUCAAUUGGUUUGAGCGAGAUUUGAACCAUGGGUACUGUGUUUGGCAGCAGACUCGAGAGUACACAUGCUUACACCACUGAGCCACAGAGGGAUUCUGCAAAGUUACUUUCUACAAGACAGUGUAAUUGCCCUUAUGACACUACUAAUACUUGGGUGUUUGCUCAUGUGGCAGGGGCCUAUCCACUGGACUACCCAAGCCCCCUCUCCCCUCCUUAGAAAGUCUGUAUUUGAAAUUGAAAAAUACCCACAAUGCCAAGAUAUAUUCUCAAAACGUUAGGUGAUUUUUGUGCAAUCCUGGUAGUACAAUGGUAAAGUGCAUGUGCACUGCAAUCUUUGGGGAUUGUGGGUUUGAAUCCCACAUGUCAUCUCCUUUAACUUUACUGAUUAACGCAGCAAUGAGCUGCUACAUUAAAAUGAAUCUUUUACAAUAAACAUACAAACCUUCUAAUACAUUAUUUGAACACUUUCUUUCGAAAAGGCUUCUGCCGAACAAUUAAUCGUUAGUGUCCGGUGUCUCCCUAAUAUCUGACAGCUGCAGUGUGCUGACAGACCAACAGCUCAAGGUACUUUUUGGAUCUUUUUAUUGCAAAACAAAUAAGGACAGAUAUUACAUUUUAAUAAAAUUCUAUUAGACCAAUCUAAUAGCAAUCAUUGUUGAAACAGAUAAAGUACACAGACUUGGUGACUUGGAUGUUGAAUUACUUUUGUCCACUACAGUAGUAUGCAGGCAUUUUCUUGUACACCUGAUGCAUGUCUUCUAUUGGUGAGCAUUAUAUAUGGACUAUCUUGGGAGGUACACACAUCAGUCUGAUCUACUCUGGGAAUAAAAAAUCAACAAUUAUAGCCAUACAAAACAAUUACUGUAAAACCAAAUAAUGACUGUCUCAAAAAAAAAAACACACAAAA